GGAAAACACUCCCAGGAGUCUUUGCGAGUUUGCUCUAUCAAAUGAGGACAUUGCAGUGCUGACAGUGUAGUAGCAUCAAGUCUUCGAUAUAUAAAUUGGAUAAAUGAUGUUCUUUUAUGAAUGGUUAUCCUUUUAGCACACUCGUUUGCAACACUUAGCUACGAGUGUUUGACGUGCACAGGACGACUCUAUCCAUGGUCUGCGCCAUUGACUGAGACAGCCCAGCGUGAAACCGGAACUACAUUACACAGAAAACAAGAGUCAAGUAUUUCGAUAAUUAGCAGGUUUGCUCACCGUUUCAAGGCUGCUCUUGGCAACUGUGCAAGUUUGUCCAGGAUGAUGUCAAUCACCCACUUCUACAUAUGGUACUUCCUGUGCAUGGGCUUGGGUCUUGCCAGCGUGGUAUGUGUGUGUUUGUGGAACAGCCACUGGCGUGGCGGUUUUGCAUGGGACGGCUCUUCCCUUCAGUUCAACUGGCACCCGGUCCUGAUGGUAACUGGUAUGCUGGUGCUAUAUGGCAACGGAGCUGUUUUGUACCGUGUCCCUCUGACUUGGGGUGAGAAUAAGCUUCCUUGGAAGCUUCUACAUGCUGCACUGAUGCUCGUGGCGCUGAUUCUUUCAGUUAUUGGACUUUGUGCCGUUUUUGGAAAUCACAAUGUCUCAAAUAUCCCAAAUUUAUACUCCUUGCACAGCUGGAUUGGAAUCAUCACCAGCGUUCUUUUUGCUACACAGUGGGCAGCAGGAAUGGCCGUCUUCCUUGUGCCCUGCUCCGCUGGUUCACUGCGUAAACUUCUGAAACCCCAACAUGUCUGGUUGGGAGGGAGCUUAAUGACACUUUGCAUUGCAGCCUGUAUCUCCGGCAUUAAUGAAAAACUCUUCUUUGUCCUGAAAGGAAAUACCAAUGGGUCUCUGCCAUAUUCUCAACUUCCUCCUGAGGCCAUGUUGGGAAAUUCAUUAGGAGUCUUGAUUGUAGCUUUUCGCUUAGUUGUGCUCAAGAUAUUAUCCAAUCAUGAGUGGCAGAGGCCAGAAAAUCAGCCACUAGAUGUGCCUUACGCGCCAUGACUUCAAGAAGAAAAUCAAUAAUGACAUUGCUGUCCACCAUUGUCGAAGCCAAAUUGAAGUAUUUCGUGGAACCAAAGCAGAUGGCUUUUAAAUCGAGUUCUGUUCUUGAAUGUACAGACUUGACACGCUUUGUAUUUAAGAGGUAAACUAUACGUGUAUUUA
This is a messenger RNA of Syngnathoides biaculeatus (alligator pipefish), 1224 nucleotides long. RefSeq names its product lysosomal membrane ascorbate-dependent ferrireductase CYB561A3. The transcript has 8 exons. The record is from RefSeq and is a predicted model, not a curated record. The coding region runs from base 121 to 1062 and encodes 313 amino acids. Gene Ontology annotation, molecular function: oxidoreductase activity. Gene Ontology annotation, cellular component: lysosomal membrane. Lineage: Eukaryota; Metazoa; Chordata; Actinopteri; Syngnathiformes; Syngnathidae.